Messenger RNA from Sebastes umbrosus (honeycomb rockfish), 1452 nucleotides. It is a transcript of the gene crym, whose product is annotated as crystallin, mu. The transcript has 8 exons. The coding region runs from base 148 to 1095 and encodes 315 amino acids. Gene Ontology annotation, cellular component: cytoplasm. The record is from RefSeq and is a predicted model, not a curated record. Lineage: Eukaryota; Metazoa; Chordata; Actinopteri; Perciformes; Sebastidae. Gene Ontology annotation, molecular function: thyroid hormone binding. Gene Ontology annotation, biological process: thyroid hormone metabolic process.
GGUGAUGAAUGAUUGACGUGCUUGCUGCCCACCCCCCACCAUAGUGUUUAACCUCACUGCGGCUCUUGAAUGCAACUCGUUCACCUCAAACUUUGGACCAAACUCUCUCCAGUUAACCGACUCCUCUGAAUCAGAGAAGCGGAAGCAAUGGCCGGGCCUCCUGUUAUUAUCUGGGAGCAUGAAGUGGAGCGUCUGCUGCAUCUCAGAGAGCUUGUCCCUCGUCUGGAGGAAGCUUUGGGGAAGUUCUCCAGACGAGACAGCAAGGAGGUGAUCCAGCCGGUGCGCACCACGGUGCCGCUGCAGAAACACCACGGCUUCAUGGGAUUGAUGCCCACAUACAUGGAGAAUGAUGGACUCUUGUGCACAAAGUUUGUGUGUUUCUACAAGAGGGAGGAUGGCUCAACUUUGCCAUCCACGCAAGCCACAGUGGUGCUUUUGGACCCAGAGUAUGGGAAUGUGAAGGCUGUCAUAGAUGGAGAAUUAAUCACAGCCAUGAGGACAGCUGCAGCCUCGGCCAUCUCUGCUAAGCUGCUGAUGAGCCCUGAGGCAGAAGUGUUGGCCAUCUUGGGGACUGGCAAACAGGCCUUGAGCCAUUAUAACGCCUUCACAGAAAUGUUUUCAUUUAAAGAGGUGCGUGUAUGGAGCUGCUCAAAACAGGGAGCGGAGAGGUUUUGCAGCUCUGUCAGCGGUCCGGUGAAGGCGUGUGCCUCAGUGGAGGAGGCGGUGAGGGGAGCAGAUGCCAUAGUGACGGUAACCAGAAGUACAGAACCAGUGCUUUUUGGUCGGUGGGUCAAACCAGGAGCCCACGUGGCAGCGGUCGGAGCUUGCAGGCCAGACUGGCGGGAGCUGGACGACGUGUUGAUGAAGGAGGCGGUGGUGUACGCUGACAGCAGGGAGGGAGCAAUGACAGAGUCCGGCGACGUCAUCCUCUCCGGGGUUGAGGUGUUUGCAGAGCUCGGAGAUGUUAUUAAUGGGACAAAACCUGCCCACAGAGAGAAGACAACCGUGUUCAAAUCCCUUGGAAUGGGAGUUGAAGAUGCUGUGUCUGCUCAGCUGGUAUUUGACCAAUGGAACGCAAAAAACAGAAAACUAUGAAGUGGCCAUGUACUUCAAUCUUGACCUCUCUGUUUGACCUUUAUGGCACACAAGCUGGUCAAGAUCAAGGCAAUCUAAGACAGGAGAGAAAAUAAUACACUAUUCAGUCCAAAUGGAUUUUUACUCCACUUUAUAUAAAAAAAACACUGCUGAUAAACCUCCUAAAAUAAGUACACCGAUUUUGCCAUUGAGCUGUAUAUUUAAUGCUGAAAUGCUUAGUUGAUUAAUCAUUUAGGGUAUACGUCCCUAUUAAGCCCACACACCAUAUAAGCCCACUUGCAAUUUCUAAGUAAAAAACAACUACAUAAUUUUUUGCUGUGAUGUUUCUUCCAAUAAAGUUGCUUGCUAUUACAUAAA